UCAGUCUCGGGCGGAACGUCGAGCGCGAUUUUGUCGACGAGUCGUGGCUGCUGGGAGGGUCGGAUGUGGUCAAUUUUAUUUUUCAUAUUUUUUAAAAAAUUUUACACGUCUCGCUGACUCGUGAUAAUAAAACGUGCAGCUGAUAUUAUUUCGCGGUAUCGCGAUACCUUCGAUAAUUAAUUUUUUCCGAGUAACUUCGCAGCGGGCUAAAUCCGAUAUCGAUAGAGCUUCGGGAGUUUCCUGUAUAAUUGAAUCGUUAAUAGUAGCAGUGCAAUUUUUUUGUUAAUUAUGGAGAUUCAGAAGAUGCAAAAGUGGGACGUUAUCGACGAGUAUUUCAAGGACUUUUUGUACAUGUUCAAUAGCAUUGACGCGAAUGGAGAUGGCUUCAUCGACCUGACCGAGCUCAGGAACGCCCUUGACGUAUGCGGCUUCAAGAUGCCUGGCUACAAAGUCCGUCAGAUGAUCGAGGAGUACGAUGACAAACAGCAUCUGCAGCACAAAGGUCGUCUGUCCUUUGAAGAAUUUGAAAAGCUCUGCAAGGAACUCAAGGCCAAUGAACUGGGCUCGACCUUUAAGCAGGUCGUCUCCAAGAAGGAGAACUUGGAAACACUAGGUGGUAUUUCCGAAGCCUCCAGCGAGGGCACCACUCACUCGGUUAGGCUGGAGGAACAGCUUGCGUUCAGUGAUUGGAUCAAUACCAAUCUGGGCCACGAUCCUGACCUUAAGCAUCUAUUACCAAUUGACCCUGAAGGCAAGACUCUCUAUGAUAAGGUCAAGGAUGGCAUACUGCUCUGUAAAAUCAUCAAUCACUCCUGCCCCGAUACCAUUGACGAGAGGACGAUUAACAAGAAGAACCUAACCCUCUAUAAGAAACAUGAAAAUCUUACUUUGGCACUGUCGUCGGCUCAGGCUAUUGGCUGUAAUAUCGUGAACAUCGACGCUCACGACCUGACCAAGGGAUCACCUCAUCUUGUGCUAGGAUUGCUCUGGCAGAUAAUUCGUAUAGGAUUGUUCAACCAGAUCACCCUGGAGAAUUGCCCGGGAUUGGCAACUCUCUUGCAGGAUGGUGAGAGAAUUGAGGAUCUCCUGAAGUUGUCACCAGAGGCCAUUCUCCUGCGCUGGGUGAAUCAUCAUCUGGAAAGAGCCGGAAUCGCACGAAGGUGCAACAAUUUCCAGUCGGAUAUUACCGACUCCGAGAUUUACACUUAUCUGAUAAAGCAGAUAGCGCCACAGGCGGCCGGUGUUACCCUCGAGGCCUUGAUGGAGCCAAAUCACAUGACCAGGGCGGAGAUUAUGUUGCAGCAAGCUGGAAAACUUGGUUGCAGGAGUUUUGUUACCUCGAGCGAUGUCGUCAAUGGAAUUUACAAGCUCAAUUUGGCUUUCGUAGCCAACAUGUUCAACAACUAUCCCGGACUAGAUAAUCCUGAGAGUAAUAUAGAAGGUCUUGAAUCCUUGGAGGAAACUCGCGAAGAGAAGACCUACCGUAACUGGAUGAAUUCCAUGGGAGUGACGCCCUACGUCAAUUGGCUGUACUCUGACCUAGCCGACGGCCUAGUGAUCUUCCAAUUGUAUGACAUCAUAAAAUCAGGCACCGUAAACUGGAACAAAGUCCACAAGAAAUUCACCAAGCUCAGAAAGUUCAUGGAGAAGCUUGAGAAUUGCAAUUAUGCUGUGGAAUUGGGAAAGCAGAUGAAUUUCUCUCUAGUUGGAAUUGCCGGUCAGGACCUAAACGACGGCAACGCCACCCUGACCCUCGCCCUCAUCUGGCAACUCAUGAGAUCCUAUACCCUGUCGAUAUUGACUUCCCUGACUGGUACUCAGGGCAGCACCUUUGUCGAGAAAGAGAUUGUUCAGUGGGUAAACUCAAAGCUGCAGGGUGCAGGCAAGACAAGCAGUAUUAAAGGAUUCCAAGAUUAUAGUAUAUCAGACGGAAAGGUUGUCAUUGACCUGAUCGACGCUAUUAAACCAGGUUCAGUGAACUAUGACCUGGUUAAGGAAGGUGGAACCGAAUCGGAAAACUUGGACAACGCAAAGUAUGCGAUAUCUUUGGCGCGCAAGUGUGGCGCACGCGUGUAUGCACUUCCGGAAGACAUUACCGAGGUCAAACCCAAAAUGGUUAUGACAGUGUUUGCAUGUUUAAUGGCGAUGGAUUACGUGCCGAAUAUGGACUCGGUUACGCAGAACAACGUGAACAAUAGUCAAUAAUAGUGAGCCUUGUUCUGCGUGUUUUGCUUUCCCUCCAGCAUCCGUUCAUGCACAUUUUCUUUUGUACACUAUAAAACGAGAAGAGGAAGAUAAAGAGAAGGAGGAGCUCUCUUCUCCGGUAAACGUAAUAAUUGUAUAUACCUAGUUUUUAGGACGCUCCAUUUUACUGCUUACUUUAUUGUCUUCUCUUUAUCGCCUAACAUAGACAACUUCUGCGAAGAGAAGGUGUAAGUUUCUGAUGCGUUUUUUUUUUUCUAAGGGAGAAUGAAAAAAACAAAAUCAUUGUCCCUAUUCGCGUCUCCGGGUUCUAACCAGAAUUAAUUUUUCUUUUUUUGUUUCCUCCAAUGACUACUUCAUUCCGUUAUUAAAAUUAGUCUAGGACCGUUUUUCAAUAAUCCAAGAGAUCAGCGCGUACAUAUACAAGUAUUUAUAUAUAUAUUGAUAUAUAUAUAAAUAAUUCCCAUUUUUCCAAGUAAAAUUUGUAUAAACUAUUUUAUACCGAUCAGAUCGUACACUGACAGUGCUGAUGACAGUAAGUUGUCCAUGGACAAAAAAAUUAUGUAAAAGUUUGCCAUUUUGAAAAUGAAAUUUUCAAGAAAAAGAUUAAAUACACGAAGCAAAGCAAACUCUAUACAAGAGUCUCGGACCUUGAUACGAUCGUGCGCCUAUACAUAUUAUACAUACAAUCAAUUUAUAUACAUAUACGGGACGUAUGUACUUGAUAUUGUGGAUGUGAAUGAUUGCCAAUCCAAUGAUGGAUUGUUAUCUUUGAUGCGUGAUUAUGUGUAACGAAUUGUUCGAAUUAAUCGCUCCUAUAAUUUCUCCCUGUCAAUUUUAAGUGCGCGCAGUCAUCCGUAUCACGAUUCAAGAGAAAGAAAUGCAAGUGAAAUGCAAGUAACGUUUAAUGUUUAAUAGAUAGAACAAGCAGAAGGAAAGAGACAUUGCGUAAAGCAUUUAUAUUUACAUUCCUGGCUGUUAGCCUCUUUUUUAUACAAAUCCCUCUUUUUAUACGAUCAUGAGAAUGUUAAUUGGACAAUAAAAAGAUCCUGUCUCCACCGCGUGAUUCUCUUUCCUCCGUAGUAAACUACUUUAAAUUCUUUCUCUUUUAUUAAUAACGGAUUGCCUUCUUGAUAAUGAAUUUAACUGCCGUGUGCUCACUGGUCAUUGUAAGAAAAAAAAAAAAAAAAGAAUGACUGAACAGCAGCAAAAAUCUAUUAUCUAUUAUAAUAGGCGGCAGAUAGGCAAAGGCUAUAAUGAGGUCCAGCAUCCUUCGCUCCAUCGAUCAGCAUCAUGAGCUUGUUCCGGUCCAACGACUGAAAUCAAAUUCAAUUACAAGAAGGACAAGAAGGAAAUUGACUCGAAGUCAUCUGCAUUGACUUCGCUGGAUUAAAGACGGAGAGUGAGAUCUUUAAAAGAGAAAACGAAGGAAACGAUUAUAAAAGGGCCAUUUGCAAUAUGAAUUGUGUCGUAUGAGAAUAUUGCGACAAGAUUCGUAAUCAUCUAGGAACUGUUUAAUAAUUAUUAUUAUCGGAUAACGAUAUAGGCAUUUAUACAUAUGCGAUUGAAAGCGAAGACGGACGGAUAAGCAUGAAGAAGAGACAGAACGAAAAACAUAGGCGAGUGUACGAGCGUAAUGCAUGUGUGCGAAUGAAUGAGACCCUCGUUAUGCUCGUGCAUGGCACAUACUUUUAGGAUAAUUUAAAUGUAAUUGUAAUUUAAAUAAAAAGACAUUCGCGCAGGGA
Messenger RNA from Cephus cinctus (wheat stem sawfly), 3947 nucleotides. RefSeq names its product plastin-2 (gene Fim). Gene Ontology annotation, molecular function: calcium ion binding; actin filament binding. The transcript has 4 exons. Bases 289 to 2205 code for a protein of 638 amino acids. NCBI's taxonomy places the organism in Eukaryota, Metazoa, Arthropoda, Insecta, Hymenoptera, Cephidae. Gene Ontology annotation, biological process: actin filament bundle assembly; actin filament network formation. The record is from RefSeq and is a predicted model, not a curated record. Gene Ontology annotation, cellular component: actin filament; actin filament bundle; cytoplasm.